CGAGACCCGAGGGAUCGGAUCGGCACUCAAAGCCGGCAGCGUGACACCUCCACCAACAGCAACAGUACAGACAGUGUGCAGUCUGCGCAUCUCUUCGCUUCCUGCGGGUGCACGCACUGAGCCUGCACCCUGUCUCAAGCCUGUCCGCCAUCGUCAUGACAUCCACCUGCACCAACAACACACGCGAAAACAACAGCAGCCAAACGUGCGUGCCCCUGUCCAAGAUGCCCAUCAGCCUGGCUCAUGGCAUCAUCCGCGCGAGCGUGCUGCUUAUCUUCCUCACUGCCUCCUUCGUGGGCAACAUAGUGCUGGCACUUGUGCUGCAGCGCAAGCCGCAGUUGCUGCAGGUGACCAACCGCUUCAUCUUUAACCUCCUCGUUACCGACCUGUUGCAGAUUUCUCUUGUGGCCCCCUGGGUGGUGGCCACCUCCAUGCCUCUCUUCUGGCCCCUCAACAGCCACUUCUGCACAGCCCUGGUUAGCCUCACCCACCUCUUUGCCUUUGCUAGUGUCAAUACCAUUGUGGUGGUGUCAAUAGAUCGCUACCUGUCCAUCAUCCACCCUCUUUCCUACCCAUCCAAGAUGACCCACCGCCGUGGUUACAUGCUCCUCUAUGGCACCUGGAUUGUGGCCAUCUUGCAGAGCACACCUCCCCUCUAUGGCUGGGGCCAGGCUGGUUUUGAUGAGCGUAAUGCCCUCUGCUCCAUGAUCUGGGGGGCCAGCCCCAGCUAUACGGUUCUCAGCGUGGUGUCCUUCAUUGUCAUUCCACUAGUUGUCAUGAUUGCCUGCUACUCGGUGGUGUUUGGUGCAGCCCGGCGGCAGCAUGCUUUGCUGUACAACGUCAAGAGCCACAAUAUGGAGGUGCGGGUGAAGGACCGUGUGAAGAAUGAGGAUGAACAGGGAGCAAGGGAUGAAUGCCAAGAUGAGAAUGAGUUCCACUGCCAGGAUGAAGGUGAGGCCAAGGCCAAGGAGGGCAGCACAGAGGAGGAGGAGCACCACAUGGGAACCAAGGACAGCAGCAUGAAGGCCAUAAAAAGAAGGCUGGAGUUCAGAGAGGGUAUGGUUGAGACCAGGGCGGGUGACGAGGUCAAGAAUGGCAGCACAGAGGGUGGAGAAACCAGCACUGCAAUUCAAGAGAGCAGCAUGAAGGCAGACAAGAGCCGCAAAGAAGUCAAUCAGUGCAACAUUGACCUGGGUGAAGAUGACAUAGAGUUUGGGGAAGAUGACAUCCAUUUCAGCGAGGAUGAUAUCGAGGCAGUGAACAUCCCAGAGAGCCUCCCACCCAGUCGCCGAAACAGCAACAGCAACCCUCCUCUGCCCAGGUGCUAUGAGUGCAAAGCUGCCAAAGUGAUCUUCCUCAUCAUCUUCUCCUAUGUGCUAUCUCUGGGGCCCUACUGCUUCCUAGCAGUCCUGGCCGUGUGGGUAGAUGUCCAAACCAAGGUACCCCAGUGGGUGAUCACCAUAAUAAUCUGGCUUUUCUUCCUGCAGUGUUGCAUCCAUCCCUAUAUCUAUGGUUACAUGCACAAGACUAUCAAGAAGGAAAUUCAAGAUCUGCUGAAGAAGCUCUUCUGCAAGGAAAAUCCCCCAAAAGAAGAUAGCCACCCUGACCUGCCUGGAACCGAAGCUGGCACAGAGGGUGGGACUGAAGGCAAGAUUGUCCCCUCCCAUGAUUCAGUUACUUCACCAUGAAAUUAGUUCAAAGGCAAACCUUGAACUGUCUGUCCACAAGACAGAAAACAAGAGCAGCUUUCUUUUCAGUGCACCUCUCCCAGUCUCAUUAAUGCCAACCAUACCAUUUCAGGCAAAGGUGUUGCACACACAUCCUUUUCCACCACAAAGUAGAUAUGAAACAAGUAUGACACUGGGAUCUCUUAGGAGUGUGCCCCCUCAAACCGUGAACUUGAGGAUUCAGACUGAAAUUUUUUCCCCAAAAAUUAUUAGGCUCUAAAUUUCUUAAAGCAACAAGGGCUAUCUACUUAUGGACCUGUACUUGGUAUUUUACCUGUCUCCUCCAAGCUACAACAUGGCAGCUUUAGCUCAGAGGGAAAAGGAAGGUGAUGCCUAUGGAUGUAAGGACUAUUUGAUCCUUAGAUCAGGAACUCAUGGGUCAGUGAUAGAUACACUUUAUGUUCAAUUGAAAGAGAAGCUGUGGACUAAAUGAUUUAUAGAGCCCAAGAAGCAGAACCUAGUGGAUUGAUCAAUAUACAAGCCAACUGUACUGAAGAAUCCUGCAAUCUGGUGCAAAGUCUAUUAUGCACAAUAGAACAAAGGGAGAUUGUGCAGUUCAAAUGUCAUGAAGACAUUUAGAUCCUCUAAAGGGAUCCAGAAAGGAGGGAGGGUACACAUAAAAUGGGUGCUAGUCCAAAGAGAUGGAGAAAUACAUCAUAUCC
This is a messenger RNA of Jaculus jaculus (lesser Egyptian jerboa), 2389 nucleotides long. RefSeq names its product G protein-coupled receptor 101 (gene Gpr101). The record is from RefSeq and is a predicted model, not a curated record. Gene Ontology annotation, molecular function: G protein-coupled receptor activity. The coding region runs from base 156 to 1688 and encodes 510 amino acids. The transcript is spliced from 2 exons. Gene Ontology annotation, biological process: adenylate cyclase-activating adrenergic receptor signaling pathway. NCBI's taxonomy places the organism in Eukaryota, Metazoa, Chordata, Mammalia, Rodentia, Dipodidae. Gene Ontology annotation, cellular component: membrane.